CCCCCCAUUCAUUCAGUGUGUGAGUACAUUUUUAUAUUCUAAAAAAAUUCUUGCGUCCAUUCGAUUCAUUCGAUCAGUAGAAUUGCUGAAGUGCUGUUGUGAUUUAAACUUCUGCUUAACAAAAAUGAACAAGUACCGCAUCGCUGUAUUUAUAGCACUUUAUCUAAGUGCUGUAUCUGCAUCGUUUAUCGAAGAUACGCUGGAAAAUGUGAGCUAUUUAGCGAUUAAAAAAGCCUUGCUUGAAGCCGGAGAUACGGAAUUCCAUGCUAAUUGUGUCGUCGAAGUGUUAAAAGUCACCGGUACCACAAAAGAUGUUACGGAUAUGAUAUUUGAAUUCAAUAUGAAUCUCUCUAAAUUGAACGACAAGUGGAAAUUUGCUGAUUUUGUUUGUACGCCGCCUGGACUAAUUGUUGCGGCACUACUUUUCGGAUUGGCUCUUUGCAUCUGCUGUUGCUGCCUCAUACGAUGCUGCAAGUGUCGCACAAAGAAACCGAUUAUAAUCCACAUGCCACCUACGCAUGUGCAUUCUCAUCGUACCGCAAGUGUUCCGUACGUGAAAAUGGACGUUGCCUAAGUUAUCAUUUCAGAUAAUGUUUUAACCGCAGUUAAUCGAAGCUGCACUUUUUCUUUAUUGAUUUUUUUCUUAGAAAUAAUGAAAUUACGAAAACGUUUUUCCGAUGUGGAAAUAUUCUAAGUAUAUUCGUCGCAUAGAUACGUCAACAUUGAUAUAGAACUUUAUUCUGAUUUUGUGAAAUUUCAAGCCAAUUUAAAUUCGUGAAUAAAUAAGUCGAGAUCAUUUUUUAU
Messenger RNA from Bradysia coprophila, 804 nucleotides. RefSeq lists its product as uncharacterized. The record is from RefSeq and is a predicted model, not a curated record. Lineage: Eukaryota; Metazoa; Arthropoda; Insecta; Diptera; Sciaridae.